Messenger RNA from Xyrauchen texanus (razorback sucker), 5614 nucleotides. RefSeq names its product protein FAM193A-like. NCBI's taxonomy places the organism in Eukaryota, Metazoa, Chordata, Actinopteri, Cypriniformes, Catostomidae. The record is from RefSeq and is a predicted model, not a curated record. The coding region runs from base 150 to 4664 and encodes 1504 amino acids. The transcript has 23 exons.
UUACACUGUGAGCAGGUCGGCAGGGUCUUGCAUUAUAUCUGUUAAAAACACAUAUUCUUCUCCUGUACCCGCAGCGCCAGCGCUUGUAUUGCACCCGAGACCCUUCUGGCAGCGUACGGAACGCUGUCUGUGUAUUUUGCGGUCUAGAAAUGAGUCCUACUGACGCCAAACGCGGAACGAAGCGCAGGAAGAAUAAGCGGGGUGGCGGCGCAGGCGCAGGGAAGGCCGGAGCUCCGCCAACACCCUCCAGCAGCGCCGCACACGGAGACCCGAGCACCAUCCCCUGCCUCAAAGGAGAGGUUCCACUGAAUGGCGCACCACAGUUUUCAGAAGGGCCAGUGAACGCUGACUUCUCGGGAGUCCUUCAGAACCCGUUCACUUUCGGGGUGAACCAGAGAGCCCCCUACACCACAAGUGACCGUUGCCUGCUAUGUCGAAGUGAACGCAAGGACACCAACUCCCAGGAUGGGGGAGGAUCCGGGCAGAAUGGCACCUCCCAGUCACACAAAUCACCCAGUGCCCUGCAACUGCCUCUGUACGUCUGCUCCGACUGCAAGCGCACCGUGGAAAAGGACGACCGCCAACCCACCUUCGACCAGUCUAUGUUGAAUCAGGACUUCAUAUUGCACAUGCCAUUGGGUAAUGGCGGUUUGUCCCAAGAGCCUGUAGGGGCCGGAGGGAGACUGACUGUCGGAGCUCCUACAUUGCCCGCACCAGAUCUCAACACUCCCCUUACUGCAGACACAGUGUGUAACUGUGAGGCCUGCUAUGAGCGGAGGGAGAUCACAGCUGAGUCAGAGCGAGAGUCACAAAAGCUGCAGAAUCACUGGUCUGAAGUGCGAUACCUGGUCAGGUGCAUUUAUCGUCAGACAGGGACUCCGUUGGCUGACGAUCAGGAUCAGCCUCUUGACCGGGACAAAGAGAGCAUGAAGGAACUUGUUGACAGGCUCUGUGAGAAGGAUCCCUAUCAGUUAUAUCAGCGACUUGAGCAGCAGGCGAGGGAAUAUGUGUUAGAGAUGAAGGUGCGACUACUAAAGCACCUGUCCGUGGGCUCAAAGGUGACCGAUGCAACAGCCCAGGGGCCCCCACAGGCCCACCAGUUAAUCUCACUGCUGCUAGAGGAGUACAACGCACUCUGCCAGGCCGCCCGCACCAUCAGCAGCUUCCUGUUCACUCUGGAGAACGAGCAUUUACAGAAGUUCCAAGUUACAUGGGAGCUCCAUAAUAAGCACCUUUUUGAGAACCUGGUGUUCUCUGAACCUAUCCUGCUCAACAGUCUACCUGCUUUAGUGGCCCAGCUCAGGCAGGGCACAACAUCCCAUGACUCAUACAGUGAGGAUAUGUACCGUACGCUGCUGGGGAGAUACCAUCAGCUGGACCAGGAGAUGAGUGCAGUGGCUCUAGAAUGGCUGGAGUGCGAGAAGAGGAUUGAUGACUAUGUCGAUGAGCAGUUGCUUUUCAAGGUUGAAGGUCAGAAUCUCACAAAUCAAAGGACAGAACCACAUACAUCUUUAAUUAAUAGAAAUAUGUCUUUCAGAAAUAAGCAAUGGAUGCUUAAAGAAGAUGCAGAGAUCUUCAAACAGAAAAGGUUUUUUGAAGAGCAGUUCUUACCGAACAGUAAGAAGUCUCUUGGUGGCGAACGUAAAUUCACAGACACCGUGAAACAGAUGCUGUCCUCCAGAUUGAGCAUCCCAGACUGUCCCAACUGCAACUAUCGACGAAGAUGUACCUGUGAUGACUGCAGCCUGUCUCACAUCCUCACCUGUGGCAUCAUGGAUGCUCCUAUGGCAGAGGACCUGCAUCUGAAGCUGCCCCUGCAUGCAGAGCCUCCUCGGGACUACCUGUCAGAGGUACACCCCCCUAGCAUGUCAUCAGGCAGCUCGGGUUCAGGCUCUGCCCCAGGCUCCCCCAUCACCAUCCAGCAGCAUCCACACCUCAUCUUGCCACCGGAUGGCACCACCACAUUUGAUGAUGAAGUGCCUCCGUUGUCUGCCAUCUAUCCUCUUAGUGGGUACGAGGACCCUGCAGUGGUGGCCAGCAUUAAUGGCAUCCACAGCCAGCUUAGUGGAGGGGAAGAGAGCAUGACCCUUAAAGAUAAAUCUCCACGGGGGAGCAGCAGCAGUAGUAGUUCCUCUGAAGGUGAUGAGGAGGAAGGGGAGAGUGGUGGGGAGCAUCCAGGCCAGAAGGUAGCACUCUCAGGAGGGAAAAAUAACUGUCCUCCUCCAUCAUACCAUCACACACAGGUGGAGCAGGUACAGCAUCCUUGCGAGUGUCAUGUGUGUAAUCAGAGCUCUGGGGACUGUAGCCCCUCCAGCAUGAGCUCCACCUGUCUGCCUAACAGCAGACUGCAUGCAGGGGGGCACCAUUUCUUCUCAGAGAAGACGCCAGCCUACCCUGCCCUCCACCUCUACCCCCACAUCCACGGCCAUCUCCCCCUACAUAACCUUUCCCACCUGCCCAGACCACUGCUGCCCACUCUCUACUCCACCCCUCCACUCACACACAGCAAGACUCUCCCUUCCAGCCCCACGUCCAGUCACACAGGUGUAAAGCAGCAAGUUUUCAAUCCCAGCCUACCAGAACAUGUUUACCAGAGCUGUUUCAGCACGGCGGGGGACUGGAACGGCUCUUUGCCAUUCCCCUCGCUCAAGCUAGAGAGCCUCUGGGACACGCACAUGAUGAAAAACUGGAACCCUUCAGUGCUGCUUCAGGAGCCACUAGCUGGUGACAUGCUGGGCCCUCCCCUUCCCGACAUGCCCCUUCUCUCCUCCAGUUUGGAACCCGCUGCCACACCCCACCCUCCCCCAGAUGGCAAAGAGAAGAAAAAUGGCACUAAAAAAAAGUGUCUCUUCAACUACCAAGAUGCCUUCAUGGAGGCCAGUGAAGUGGUGAUGGCCACUUCCUCUGCCACUACCUCUGUCUCCAGUAACCCCUCCACUGUCCAAUCGAAUGAAGUUUUCCAUAAUUUAGGUAAAGAGGACCAUAGACAUCUUUCUCCUGUUGCGCCUAGGAAUAGCCCCAUCAGUCUUGCAUCUCUCCCGCCUCUCUGCGGUACCUCACACCCGUCUGUCCCCAGCACACACCUGCCCAGUAUAGGCACCCAGCCCUUCCCAAAGACUGUAACUCAGACCCCAGGCUUCAUGGACGUCCAUCAAGGUCUGUGCUUGUCAUCUGGUGAGCAGCCAUCAGCCCACGUCGAAGGUCUUGUCAGUGGUCCAAAUAGUGUUUGCAGUGAUCCAGACUGUGAGGGUCAUCGCUGUGAAGGGAAUGGAGGCUAUGAGCACCAGCCGUAUGAAGGGGAGGAAAGCCCGGACGAGGACAGCAGCUCGGAGCACAGCUCCUCCACAUCCACCUCCACCAAUCAGAAGGAAGGAAAGUACUGUGACUGCUGCUACUGUGAAUUCUUUGGUCACGGAGGGCCCCCUGCUGCACCCACCAGUAGAAACUAUGCAGAGAUGCGGGAGAAGUUGCGACUCCGACUGACUAAGCGGAAGGAGGAACAGCCUAAGAAGGAAGAAUUGCUGCUGGAGCGGGAUGGGGUGGAGGACCAUCGCAAGGUGGAAGACCUACUACAGUUCAUCAACAGUGCAGACAACAAACCAAGUAGCAGCUCCAAAGCAGCCAAACGUGCCCGCCAUAAACAGAAGAAGCUUGAGGAGAAAGCCCGUCUAGAGGCGGAGGCUCGGGAACUGGAGUUACAGCAGCAGCUUCUGAAGGAACAGAGAAGGCGGCAGCAGGAGGAGGAGGUGGCACUCAAGCAAGAGCUGCUCUGUCUGCAGGAAAUGCAGCAGUUUCAUGCAUCCAAAAAGAAAAAGGACAACAAAGCCAAAGAGGCAAUCAAGUCUGAAAAUCCUCCUCUUGUUCCAACAACCAACAACCCUCAGCCUCUUCGGCAGACAGCACAGAGUGUUUUGGAAAAGAACAUGCAGAACGGCAAGACCAGACUCCUGCAUAAUCUCAUCUGCCUCGGUCCUAAAGAGCCUUGUCUAGAGCUUGAACACACCACCAGUGGGAAGAAUGUCGCAUCCCAGCAGCCAAGCCCAAAGACCUGCAAAGAGAGCCCUUCUGAGCCUCCUGCCCUCCAGAAUGGUACCUCCUCCCACCCAGAGUCAACCCACAACAAGGCGAAACUCAAACAGCAAGCCAAUGGUUCCAAAACCAAUGGUGAGGCCACCAAGAGGCCGGCUGAGACCUUUAAAGCCACAGAGCAUCCAAAAGCUGGGAAUGGGCCCAGCUCACAAACUGAUGCCAAAGCCAAGCAAAGAACAUUGGAAGAGUCAGCAAAUGAGCUCAAAAAGGAGGAGAGGACUAAUGGAAAAAGACAGCAAAAUGAUGGGAAAGAUGAGAGGAACUCUCCUGUUAUUGAGUCUCCAGAUGUAGACCAUCCUCAGCAAAACGGCAAAGGCCUUAACAAUGAGUCCCCUCAGCCUAAAAGCAAGGUCAAGAAGAAUAAAAAGAAAAAAGGAGAUAAGAUGAAUAACUCAAUAGAUGAUGUAUUUCUGCCCAAAGACAUAGAUCUAGACAGUGUAGACAUGGAUGAGACAGAGCGUGAGGUGGAAUAUUUCAAAAGGUUCUGCUUGGACUCAGCACGACAGACAAGACAGAGGUUGUCCAUCAACUGGUCCAAUUUUAGCUUGAAGAAGGCCACAUUUGCUGCCCAUUAAUGGGUCUUCCUUUCAUGAGACAAUGGCAGGAAUCCAAAAGCGUUCCUCCCGAUUCUUCUCUCACCCAUGUUCAUACAGACUGACUGCUGACCCCAGUGCUGCUAUGCUUCAACCGCUCUUCUGGUCUACAUUAUCCAUGCUGUCUUGCCUUGUCCUUGUUGCUGUGGGUUCCUCAAAGAACCCAAAAUUGGCUUAUAUUCCUGCAGUACUUCUGGAGAAGAAGAAAAAGAAAGCAAAAGAGAGCAAAGUCAAAAGAAAACCACAAAAUGCUAUUUUUUCCCCUUGAGUAUUUUUUGUUUGUUUAUUUUCCCUAUUUCUGUUCAAGCAUGUAUGCUUUUUGUCAGUGAGUGGAGCAUUUCUCUGAGGUCUAUGCCAUGUUCUGUGUUUUCUCUGGUCUUCACAGGUGUCAAGAUUCUUUAUGUACUUUAGGACGAAAGCACUGCCUAAAAGACAUGCUUAUAGAAAAAAGAUGAAUUAAAAAAAAAUAUCCUUUUCAAAUCAGCUGUGGCUUUGCUCACCUUUGCACCUAGCACUGCACCUCCUCACAACUCCUUGUCAAGAGAAUCGGACUGGUCAGCUUCACUUCAUUGCUCACUCUCUCUCCCUUUAUCGGGAGAAAGGCUAAUACUUGACAAUGUUCACAUCAGUUUUUAAGUUCCAUUUAAAAAUUGUUCAUUAUUUUCUCUCUUUUUUUUCCCCCCAAGCUUGUAUCAGAAUACUUUCAAAAAUCAAAUUGAAAAGAACAAUACUCACACUAUCAAUCUGUUAUAGAGUGUAUAUUGUAUUAACACUGAAGCCAGACUGGCUACAUUUUAACAUAUUGUUAAGUAAUAUUAAAAUCUUGCCUUUCUUUUUGAAAGAUGGAAUACAGUAGAGUGGCAGGAUCUUUCUGUGUCAAUGUCUUUUUUCCCCAUUUGGGGUCAAAUCCUGUUGUCUCCUAGUUUUAGACU